Messenger RNA from Stereum hirsutum FP-91666 SS1, 2253 nucleotides. RefSeq lists its product as uncharacterized. Bases 1 to 2253 code for a protein of 750 amino acids. NCBI's taxonomy places the organism in Eukaryota, Fungi, Basidiomycota, Agaricomycetes, Russulales, Stereaceae. The record is from RefSeq and is a predicted model, not a curated record. Gene Ontology annotation, molecular function: guanyl-nucleotide exchange factor activity. Gene Ontology annotation, biological process: positive regulation of GTPase activity. Gene Ontology annotation, cellular component: cytosol. The transcript has 8 exons.
AUGGCUUCACCUGCACCCGACUGUCUUGCAUUGGCCUCUAAGCUUUCUGACCUUGCAUCAAAAAUAUCUCCUGGGGAUGACGAGGUCUGGAAAGAGAUUACUCUCACUUCACAAGCUCUGGCGAAUGGGCUACGAACGCGCUCGCCUGAGGACUACCACACCGCUCUCGGUCGGAAGAAGUUGCCACAGACACUUUCGACAAUCCUUCGACAGGCUGGAAAUGGGUCCUCCACCCCAGGCCCUACUCAGGUUCCAGCCAUUUUCGAGAGUCUAAGAGUAGGAGCCAAUCUCUGUAUGGAGCAUGAUGAGAACAGAGGGUAUCUUUUGGACUCGGGCUAUAUCGAUGCAGUCGUUGCCAUACUCAAUUCUUACGCCGAACUCCUUCCUCCAAUUCGACGUGACACUAUCUUCCCACUUUCUGUACCCCAUCUCAACAUCAUCAAGACCUCUAUCGGUGUUCUGCUCAAUGCGUGCAUGGGCUAUGAUCCCGUCAAGUCACAAUUGAUCACAUUGGAAGCACCGACUACCAUAUUGCGCCUCUCUACCGCCAUAUACCCCCCGGGCGCUUGGAUACGGACAAAACCUGAAAACAUAAUUCCCGAUGCUGCUCUUGAGGUAGCCAACGAUACCCUCACGGAGGUUUGGACCAUCCGAAGUACUCUAUCCGAGUGGGCAUGGCGAGCUAUUACCGAAAUCAAGGACGAUGGUCUGUCGCUCGAUCUCUUCGGUCCUGACGAGCUGCCGCUCCUUGUGGUCCCACUAUUUGGCUUCACCCGGCCUUACCCAACACCUACCUCUUUCUUCUCAUCUGACUCGGCGCUCCGACGAGCGCUCCUUAACUGCGACCUAGAAAUCCUGAAAGAGACUUGCUCACUUCUCGAAUCGCUCACCAUCGAUGUUGAAGAUAUCCGGCUAUCUCUAGCUCGCGGGAUGACAUUCCCGGACGAGCAUGGCGGCGUCGGUUGUCUUGCAGAAAUCUUGCGUUUUAUCGAUCAAGGCGACCAUCACCCGUUGUGGGCGAGUGAAUCUCAGGCGGAACAGACGAAGAAACAAAAGGCUUUUGACCUGUAUAAGGCUGCGAUGGUCAAGUCUGUGGUCGAGCUCGCGGGCGAGGAGAAGAAUACGGAUGUACUGUGGGAUGAAUCAGACCCGGAGAAGCCGGGAGGCGUUUUCAUCUCGCAGAUGGUGAAUUGGAUCAAGUCGCAGAAGAAUCUCAAAGAACAGGACCGGGAUGAUCUUGUCAUUUGCGCCACACUCAGUCUGGGGAACUUGGUUCGCUUUGAACGCCACUCGGCUUUCCUGGUCGACGCACCCGUUUCGCUGUCGCCGUUCCUUGCAGCCUUAUUAGAGCCUGACGCCGACAUGAAGGUCAAGCACGGCGUGAUCUCCCUACUCAAGCAUCUCGCGUAUGCACCGGCUUCGAGAGCUCCCUUGGGUGAAGCAGGAAUCGUCUCCCGAAUCAUCGAAUCCAAUAUAUUCAAGGAUACUUCCGACAUCGUUGAGACCAUCCAAAUGUCUGCCAUCGGGACUGUCAAACACCUAUGCACCAACAAUGCCGAUAAUUGUUUCGCUUUGGUACUUCCAUCCAGUGGAGGAUCGUCGGAGGAUACCGGAUUGAACCAGAUCCUGGCGCUGCUACGUCGAUCAGACACCGUCGCCGUCAAGAGUGAAGGCACACGAGUCUUCGUGAACGUCAUCCGUACAUUGUGGUCUCAGGUGACGCCCGCGAGCGAGAAACGAACAGCUUCCAUGAAUGCGAUCACUACACCCUCUGUGGCCCUGGCGCUCGCUCAGCUCAUUGGCAGGAGCAAGAAGUAUCCUAUACUCAUCAACGAGGGCAUGGUUGCGUUGACGCUUCUCAGUCUACAUGGUCGUGGUGCCGACUAUGUUCUCGAUGCCAUCACCACGCCUCUGCCAAAGGAGAUCCAACCAGUCAACCCUCUACAGCCCGAAGAACCUUCGGACAUCACUUCACCCAUCUCAUCUCCCGGUCGCGCACUCGACAUGCUUGUCAGCAUGCUCAGAAGUAGCGAUGCUCGUAUUCGCGAGGAAGUUCGUGUCAACGUCUGUACUUUACUCGGACAAGUCGGCCGGGAGGGCAAUGUUUCGGCUGAGCGGGCGACGGAGCUGGAGAAGAUGAAGGCUGAGGUGAGGCCAGUUUUGGAGAAGGUGUCGACAGCGGGAGAGGAGGAGACGAAGUUGAAGGGAGCAGCGAAGAAGGCGUUGCAUCUGUGGAAAGGAAACAAGGAAUAA